AUGUCAAUUAUGAGUAUCCCAUUCUACUAUUAUAUCAUUAUCCUGAUACUUCUGGCGCCUUGAUUGAUCAACAUAAUCCUAUGAAUUGCUUUAUGAAAAUAUUCAUUCCGAAUGUGCACCUGUGGUUACUUCAAAUAUAAAAACAUCAGAAUGCAAUUACCACUCGUGCACAUUCAAAUAAACCAACUCAGACUUUUCUAUCACAACAAGAGACUAGUUAUUUUUGUCCAAGGAUUGCAUAUAGACCUUAUAAAAGUCGAGCCAACUGAAUCCACUCCUUGAAAAGAAAAUGCUUUUAAGAAUUUGCUGUUCAGAAUAUUAAUAUACAGUUUUUGAGAGUCGAAAAACAGGGCCUUGGUUCUCUGGUUUACUAUUCUAUGUCAGAAUUUAUUGCCCUAAAUAUUCUAUUAGUAGCUUGCGGCUUGGUCUUCUGAAAACAUAUUUUAUACCAAAUUUAAUUUAACAAACCAACACAUUAUUAGUUUGCUGAAUCUGAUCGGGAUAUGAAAUUCAGUUUCCAUAUAAGAAAAAAUGUCAACAGAUUUUAAAAUAAAUUUUCUGAUACCCUUUUUUAAGUCCCUGAAUUAAUUUUUAAUUUUCUAUUAAUCUUGGUCCUAUAUUAGAAAAAGAAUUACUGAGCAUUCUACUGGAGAUUUUAGAUGAUAUCAAUAAAGAAGCUCUAAGACUUCAAGAGGCAUCUAUCUCUCUGUCGGCAUGUCACCCCAUCGAAUUCGUAUUUUUUAGUUCAUGUCCUAUUUUUCCAGUUCAGUUCAUUUUUAAUGCAUAAUCCAUAAGUCAGCAUUCUACUGGAGAUUUUAGAUGAUAUCGAUACAGAAGCUCUAAGACAUCAAGAGGCAUCUAUCUCUUUGUCGGCAUGUCACCCCAUUGAAUAUGUAUAUUUUUUGUUCAUGUUCUAUUUCUCCAGUAACUUCCAUUUUUUUAUGAAUCAUCUGUAAGUCAGAAUUCUACUGGAGAUUUUAGAUGAAAUCGAUACAGAAGCUCUAGCACUUCAAGCAGUAUUUAUCUCUUUGUCAGCAUGUCACCCCAUUGAAUUUGUAUAUUUUUUGUUCAUGUACUAUUUCUCCAGUUCAGUCCAUUUUUUUUUAUGAAUCAUCCAUAAAUCAUCCAAGUCCAAAUUCUACUUGAGAUUUUAGACGAUAUCGAUACAGAAGCUCUAACAUAUCCAGAGGCAUCUAUCUCUUUGUCGGCAUGUCACCCCAUUGAAUUUGUAUAUUUUCAGUUCAUGUCCUAUUUCUCCAGUUCUCUCCAUUUUUUUAUGAAUCAUCUAUAAGUCAGAAUUCUACUGGAGAAUUUAGAUGAAAUCGAUACAAAAGCUCUAGCACUUCAAGUAGCAUCUAUCUCUUUGUCGGCAUGUCACCCCUUUCAAUCUUGUUAAAAUCCAUCCUGCCUGCUUAAUCAAAAAACCCAUCCUUUAUGAUUAGCAGGUAGCUCAUCUGCAAACCCAGCAGGAAAAUCCAGACAUUAAAUUAAGUAGGCAAACUCAGCAUGCAAGCACAGCGUGCAAACAGAGAGAUAGAUGCCUCUUGAAGUCUUAGAGCUUCUGAUCAGAAAAUUUAUUUUAAAAUCUGUUGACAUUUUUUUUUAUAUGGAAACUGAAUUUCAUAUCCCGAUCAGAUUCAGCAAACUAAUAAUGUGUUGGUUUGUUUAAAUUAAAUUUGGUAUAUAAAAUAUGUUUUCAGAAGACCAAGCCGCAAGCUACUAAUAGAAUAUUUAGGGCAAUAAAUUCUGACAUAGAAUAGUAAGCCAGAGAACCAAGGCCCUGUUUUUCGACUCUCUAAAGCUGUAUAUUAGUUCUGGGUAAAUAUCUGAUUUUACAAGUAUCCAGGAUUAAAUUUGACUAUGAAUUCAUGAGCUUUAAAGAAGACAUGGUAAUUGCAAACUUCGAGUGCAAUCCAGAAACAGCAGAAAUUUUGAUAUCAAUAAGAGCAAGCAGUUCUUCAAUUAUGCUUUAUGAUGAAAGCUUAAUUGAAAUUAUACCAAUCACCUUUAAACUAACUUGGCCAGGGUAUGUGUCUUUGAGAAAAGCGCUAACAAAAGGACAUUGCGAAAUAGAGAUAGGUGAAAUCAAAGGGAAUUUUGAACUUAAGAACUAUUAUGAUAUGAUUAUGAUCCCAAAGUCAGGGUCUGCUUCUGAAGAGCCUCUAUCACUUUCUCGAGAAAUUUUGGUAUUAGUGCAUACAGUAGAGCUAAACAUUAAAGGACUGGAAUUUUCAUGCUACUCGACUAAACUCACUAUGAACACAAAAUCAGAAAUCACAACUGAGUUAGACAUUUUUGAUAUCGAGCUGAAAAUGCCCAAUCAGAAUUUAGUCAAUAUUCCUAAAGUCACUUUCAGCUCAUGCAAAAUCUCUGAUGUUUCUGAAAUGAUUACAAAGAUUGAUAACCCUUCUAUAAAUUUAAACCACUCCUUAGCUGAGUUUAUUGCAGAUUGCAUUCCUCCUCAGACUCUCAAUCAAAUUGAGGUGAAAAAAUCUUCAGGAUAUUGAAUCCACAAUAUAAAUAUUAACACCCUCGCAAUAAACAUGCUAGAUUCUGAAAAUAUUCCUCUCAUUUUAGGAAAAUUUGACAAUUUCCACUUCACUUUCAGCCAAAAAGAAAUUUAUGAAUUUAAAACCUAUGCAAAUAACGUUUUCUUAGAUUCUUAUGAAGCUUAUAGAAUGAUUUUCUUUUCAAACCCUAUUAUGAAGUCUGUUAAAAAUGAGCUGGAAACAAAAAUUGAUGGCUUACUCCCCCCCCCUCCGUGAGCGAACAAAACCAUUAGAAAAAUCGCCAUUUUUUGACCAAAAACCCACCCUCCGUGAGUGAACAAAAAUUUUUUUUUUAGAAAAAAAAUUUAAUGGAAAAAAAAUUUUGAUAUAUAAGUGAUAAUUAGUAUAAUGAAAUCUAGAGCUAAUUCUGUUUAAUUUUAAACAAAUUGCGUUUUAAAACAUAAAUUUUGCAAAUUAAAUUAAUAUUUGCUUCCCAAUUUUUGCAAAUUAGGAUUUUUUUAAAUUUCGAAAAAAAUAUUUUUUAUAAAAUUUAUAUAUAAAUUUUUUUUAAAAAAAAAAAUUAACCCCCCUCCGUGAGCGAACAAAAUUUUUUUUGUUCGCUCACGGAGGGGGGGGGGGGAGUUAGAAAUCGAGUUAACCCAGAGUACUUUUGAGCGUAUUACACCUGUUUUUCUUGAUAUUUUAUUUACAAUAUUAAGCAAAGGCAAUAAAAAGCCAAAGCAGCAAGCUCAGACUCCUUUGAUAUUGAAAUUCAAUUUAACCAAUAUAAAAGCUGUAGCUAAAUUUUAUGAUAAUUUCGGGAUAGAAGUUCACAACCGAGUCUUUCUUGCAGAAGCAAGAGGACCUGAGCUAUUUUUUACUUUUUAUGACUCUGAUGUAUUUGGCCAUGAUAAUGGGUUCAAGAAAUUGCUGACAUGCCCGACUGGAAUUGUUCAUAAAUGGUACGAUGAAAACGGAGAUGCUCAGGUAAAAGUGCAUGGUGAUAAAGUUAUUUUGUUUCUCCCUUCCAGAUAUCACCUUGGCAAAGGAAUAUUUAAAGGUAUGAAUAAAAUUACCACAUUGACCAAGUGAACUAAGUGUCUUAUAAUACCUGAAGAUAUCAGAUUAACUAAAAAGGCUUGGGUUUCUGAAAAAGGGAAUAUUGAUUUGCUAUUUACAGAAUUCCAAUUAAUAGUAGAAGAAGAUGAGCUUAACGUUUCAUUGAGAAAAAGAGUCCAUGCUAUGAGGGAAGCUGACAUAUAUGCCUCGCUGCGCAGCGCUGUUCUUCCUCCAUUUAUCAGAGUUUGUAUGGAAAGACUAACAAUGACACUAAACAAUACCUUGAUAUCUGAUCAUGAUUCAAUUAUCGUCGCCUUGCAAGAAUUGGAUAAAUUUCCCGUCCCUCCGGUAUCAUUUUUCAAGAUAUUGAUGGCGCAUGACAUAGUUACAGAAAUAAAUAAUAUUACAGUUCAAAUCAGAGACUAUCCUUUUUAUUUAGUUACCUUAGCUCAUAUAACUGCCAAAAUGAGGUCAAUUCUUACAAGAAAUAAGCUGCCUUUAGAUUUCUGGGCUACAAUCAAAAAUCACUAUAAAGCUGAAGCUACUGUUGAAGGAGGAACAUGCGCACUCGGGAUUUGUAUAGUUCCUCUCCUUAAAGACUUGAUUAAUGUAGUGAAUCGAAUUUUGGUUACAAGAGAUCCAACAACAGCUAGAAAGUUAGAAACCAAAACUGUGAAGCCGAAUUUGAUUGACAGAUACCGUUAUUUCCUCAUUGGGGAUGCAAUUGCAGCUGUUAAAAAUUGAAAAGUAAUGAUAAAGAGCAACAUGAAUCCGUAUGACAACAGUGGGUUUGUCCUUGACAUAGGCAAUGUAGAUAUUAUAAGCAACUACGAUUAUUUAUCGCUAAUUGUAGAAAAUCUGAUGCUUUAUUCAGGCUCCUACAGAGAGCUGGUAAGUCUUGCUCAUCUUGAUGCAAAAAUUCAUUAUAAAUUUGUGUGUCAGGAUGAAAAUCACUGGAUUACAGCAACAAACCAUCAGGAAAUUGACCUUUUAAAAGAUUACCGAUGCUCAGAAUUGCAAAUACGAAUAAGCGCAGACAUUACAAAUGUUAACCAGAAAUCGUUAGUUUUGUGCUAUGACAUUUCACAAACUUUUCAUGUUGCCAAUCUCUUAAUGGUCUAUUUAAAGCCAAAUCCUAUUUACUUACAAGGAUUCAAAGGAGGACAAAAUCCUUUCGCAGAUUUGGUUAAAAGGAUUCAAAUAGAGAGAAUCAGAAUAAUAGGGAUGAGAAUAUUGAAGCUCACUCAUGAUGGCACUGGAUUACAGACAACAAUAGACACUGUUAAUAUGCAUGCAGACUUUCAGAAAUGCAAAAAUGCAUUACUUAUACCUUGGGAAAUGGUAAAGGCAGAAGGAGCUUGCUCUUUUAUUAGGCUUGGCAAGUUUGAUGGGAUUAAUUAUUUAACCUUAUUCCCUCACUCCUCAAACCCUAAUCGAACCCAUUACCAUCAUUGGAUCAAGUAUAGUUGAUAGAUUUUUCCAAGCUAAUUAUUUUAAGCGCUAACUAUAAGAGAAGGGAGAAAUGCUUGGAAAAUUAACUAAAAUCGCUUUUGAAUUGUUUAGAGCAGUAUAAUUGUCAUAUCCUAUGAUUCAUUAUUAUCAAAGAAGUUAGAUUUGGGAUGAGGUAGUGAAAUAGGCUUAAUAUCGUUUGAUCAAGGAUGGGCUAAUUUUCCAAAUUUUAGAAAGCUCAUUAGAUCAAGGAUGGGGGAGUGAGUUAAAGUUAAAAAUUUAUGCAGUCAUAAGUGGUAACCCCACUAGUCGGACUACCUUAACCCCAGGAAAGUUGCCUACGUUGGGUGCAUAUACACCUGAGUGAAAAUGGUGUAAGGCCUAACCAAAAUUUUUAGCCUCUUGAAUUUUCUGGGGAGACUAAUGUAACCUAAGAGCCAGCUCCAUAGGCAAAAAUCACCCUCUGUCGGGUGCCCUAAUAGUCCCGAUAGGCAAAGAUUAUGUGAGAGACCAAACCUGUCUAACUCAUUUGGUAGUGACAGGAAAACUUUCUGGGAGAACAAAACUUCCCUCUUCAGUAAGGCCUCCCCAAGCCCGAACGUCGACUUCAAAAGAGACAGAGACUCUGUUUUCAGCUUUAUUAGAAUGGGUUCGGCCUGCUUCAUCGAGAGUGUGCCUCGGAGACCAAUUUUCUUAAGCAUCACCAUUUUAUUUUGGAGGAGUGAGGAAUUUGAAAGAAAUGACGACAUAAACGCUGAGUCUGAUUUUGAAUUUAGCAAUGAAAAAACAAUGAUGACAUGUGCUUCGAUUGAAUAUAAUCAAGCCACUGAAGAAAGCCAGCCACUUCACAACUUAACUAUAAAAGGAUUUCGACUUCUUUGGACCUGCACCUUAGAGACAAUUUUAGCUGAUUUACUUAUUUUUGUCCCACCAGAAUUCGGAAAAGUUAUGAACAAGAAGCAUAAUUCACCAAAAAAACAAGAUGAGCCAGUUAUUAUAGAGGAGCCAGACUUGGAGAAAAAAGAAAACUCCCAAGAUGAAGAAAUAAAAAUAACAAGACUUCAAAAAUUGCUUUUUAUUGAAAUUGAUAGGCCACAGUUAAAUGUUUUAAAUGAAGACUCAUUAUCGCAGAUGCUUCUUAUAGGAGGAAGCGGGACUAUUGAAGUAAAUCAAGAAUUUUUGCCUCAUGAUGUGAUGGAAAUAGACGCAAAAAGAUUAAUUUUUGUAUGCAUGGAAUCCAUGGAAACCUUUGUGGCUCCAGGAAUAGUAGAUUCAGCUCGACCAGUGCUUUGGCUGGAAAGCUCUGAAGAGGUAUUAAAUUCUUUUAGGAAUGCAGGAGAUAAAGGGAAUAUUGAAGGCCUGCUAAGGAGAGUUUUUAUUUCUAGAAACAUGAAAUUUGAUAUCACGCUCUUCAGGCUGCCUUAUUGCCACUAUGAUUUUGUCAAAAAAUGUGAAAAUGAAGAUAAAUAUUUAUGGCACAACGAAAAAAGAGUAAAUAAAAUAAAUAUAAAAUUCCCUGAAAUGGAAUCAUCAAUGGAAAGUGAGCAUUUGUGGACAGUUAUUGACGUUAUACAGUCAGUGAUUAUGAGGGAUGCACAAAUUGGCAGCAUUUCUGAUAGCGAAUUACUAAUGGAGCAAGAAUUCAAAAGGUAUGGCAAAAAGCAAAUAGAAAAAGCAUUAACUGAAAAAGUGGCAAGCAUGCAGUGGAAUAAAAGGCCAAGGCUUACGAAAGCAAUUUCAAUUACCGCUGAAACUAUAUCAUUAAAAAUGACGAAAAAUAUGGAAACUCUUAUAAGUGUGAAUUUAUCAAUGAUCAGGUGUUUUGUCAAUUUUUUCAAUGAUAAAUCGUCACAAAAAAAUUUUGAGUUGCAUAAAAUUCAAGUUUUUCAUAACGGUUUACCAAUGCUAUCUCCAUUAUUAGCUAAUAAAGAUGAAUAUAUUGAUUCAAAUCUCAUGUUUAAUAUUAGACUUGCAGAUCGUUUUAUCCAAGGAAAAGAUUCAGCAUCAUGGCCAACAAUCGAUCACUUAGAAAUAUUUAUUUUCCCAUUAAGUAUUGAUAUUUCUACAGACAUUUAUAACGAUAUCUAUUAUUUCGUUUUCCCUCCAGUUGAUGAAGAAACAGCAUUUUUAGCUUCUCAAAGGGCAAAUAUGGGGAAAAUCAGACCACUUAAUAAAAGAAGAAGACUGCCUAAAUUCUAUAGAUAUGUCAACUUAAAUGAGAUUAAGGUUUCAUUGUCAAUUAGAGGUUGGAUAGGUUUGAGCAGAACGAAAAUAAAACUUGCCUCCUUAGUCAUCCAGUCAACAUUUAAAUCAUUUCAAGAACUUUUUGAUAAAUUUAUGAAUCAUGCCAAAAAGUGUGUUUUAUCGCAAGUUCCAUCAAUAUGUAUACAAAAUAUGGGGAUCGAAAAGAAAAACUUUUUGCCUACAACUGAAGUAUCUAGGACAAGCUCAUUCUUUGGGAAAUUUAGGAGAAAAAAAAGUAACGAUUUGUCAAUGACUGAAGAGGAAAAAGAAAAAGCAGAGGAGUAUAAGCAAGGAUUCAAGCUUAUGUUUGGCAAAUAA
Messenger RNA from Blepharisma stoltei, 7559 nucleotides. The record is from the annotation of a GenBank genome assembly. NCBI's taxonomy places the organism in Eukaryota, Ciliophora, Heterotrichea, Heterotrichida, Blepharismidae.